AUGAAUCCUCCAGAAUUCCAUGGUGGGCUAAAUCCUGUGAAGGCUCAGGAGUGGAUAACCGACAUGAAAAGGAUUUUUCGGAUAGUGCAUUGUAGUGAAGAAAAUAAGGUUGUGUUUGCCUCUCACAUGAUGAAGGGUCCAGCUAUAAGAUGGUGGGAGAGUGCUUCGACUCUUAUGACCAAUCAAGGAAUACCUAGAGAUUGGGAGCAUUUUAAGACUGUUUUCUUGGAUAAGUAUUUUCCUAGUUCUUUGAGGACUCAGAAAGAGUUUGAAUUUCAACAGCUCAGGCAGGGAGCUAUGUCAGUAGCUGCGUAUGCUGAAAAGUUCGAAGAUAUGGCUGCGUAUUCUAGACAAGCCGCGUACGCUCCUGAUGAGAGGUGGAAGAUUGAUCAGUUUCUUUUUGGUCUAAGGGGUGAAAUUUCUCAUAGUUUUGAAGAAGGUUCAGGAAGAAAGGGAUCGGUUCAGGAGUGGGCAGAGAGACCAAGGAAGGCCAGGAAACCAGUUCAGGCCUAG
Molecule: messenger RNA, 513 nt
Organism: Lathyrus oleraceus (garden pea)
Lineage: Eukaryota; Viridiplantae; Streptophyta; Magnoliopsida; Fabales; Fabaceae
Exons: 2
Coding region: 1-513 (170 amino acids)
Source: RefSeq, a predicted model, not a curated record